Thunnus maccoyii (southern bluefin tuna) is the source of this 502-nucleotide messenger RNA. Its product is annotated as collagen alpha-1(XII) chain-like. Gene Ontology annotation, biological process: endodermal cell differentiation. The transcript is spliced from 5 exons. NCBI's taxonomy places the organism in Eukaryota, Metazoa, Chordata, Actinopteri, Scombriformes, Scombridae. Bases 203 to 502 code for a protein of 99 amino acids. The record is from RefSeq and is a predicted model, not a curated record.
ACAAAGAACUCCGGGGAAGAAGCAAAGUCUGGUUCAGUGCAAUGGAUUUUUCUCAGUGACCGACUGGUACCUGAACACCCACCAGACCAAACAAUCCCUGCUGGAGGCCGUAGCCAACCUGCCAAAGAGAGGAGGAGACGACUACUUCAUAGGAGAUGCUCUGUGGGACAUCCGAUAUGUGUUCUUUCGACCCGAUAAGGGAAUGCGUUCAGACUCCCAAAAAAUUCUCAUCCUGAUUACUGAUGGAGAGUCUCGGGACAUCGUAUCCCUCGACUCACAUCACCUGAGAGACGACGGCAUUGAGAUCUACACUAUUGGUGUAAAGAAUGUAAACGAGGCUCAGCUGAGGACCAUCGCCUCAGAUCCUGAUGAAAUUCACAUGUUCAGUGUCAUCGACUCCUCGUUCCUCCUGGACAUCGUUGCCAACCUCACCAUCAACCUCUGUAACAGAGUCAACAGCUACAGCUCAGAGAUUGAUGAGCAGCGGCAGGGGGCGCUCUAG